Messenger RNA from Histoplasma mississippiense, 2304 nucleotides. Its product is annotated as 5'-AMP-activated protein kinase. Gene Ontology annotation, molecular function: ATP binding; protein serine/threonine kinase activity. Bases 1 to 2304 code for a protein of 767 amino acids. NCBI's taxonomy places the organism in Eukaryota, Fungi, Ascomycota, Eurotiomycetes, Onygenales, Ajellomycetaceae. The record is from RefSeq and is a predicted model, not a curated record. Gene Ontology annotation, cellular component: nucleus. The transcript has 5 exons. Gene Ontology annotation, biological process: protein phosphorylation; intracellular signal transduction.
AUGGCGGCAACCCUCGAUGAGGAAGACCUCUCCGCAUCCCUCCCUUCCCAUGAACACGAUAACACAUCCUCGCACAAGAACCGCGGCCAUCCCGCUAUACCUCCAAAACGAUCCCGCCCGGAUUACAAUGACCAAUCCCCCGACACCGCAAGGGACAUGCAGCGACUGGACCAGUACACCACCGUUAAGAUACUAGGUGAAGACAGAUACACUGUGAUUGCAACGAAGACCGAUAUUGUCAUGGUGCUCGAGUAUGCAGAAAAGGAGCUUUUCGACUACUUGAUAAUUUGCGCAGUCGAAUAUUGCCACCGUCACAAGAUCGUCCAUCGAGAUCUGAAGCCAGAGAACCUGCUCAUUGACAAAGAAAGAAACGUCAAGAUCGCUGAUUUCGGCCUUAGCAAUAUCAUGACCGACGGCAACUUUUUGAAGACGAGCUGUGGGAGCCCCAACUAUGCAGCGCCGGAAGUCAUCUCGGGGAAGCUGUAUGCAGGACCGGAGGUGGAUGUAUGGAGCUGUGGCGUGAUCCUCUAUGUGCUACUAGUUGGCAAGCUUCCAUUCGACGACGAUUAUAUUCCUGCUCUAUUUAAAAAGAUUGCCGCGGGGAACUUCCAUAUGCCCUCUUACAUAUCGACCGGUGCUGCCCGUUUGAUACGAGCUAUGCUACAAGUCCAUCCUGUUCAAAGAAUCACCAUCCCAGAGAUCCGUCAGGACCCUUGGUUUCUUAAGAACCUUCCGAAAUAUCUCCAACCCCCAGCGGAGGAGUGGGUCAGCUCAGGAGCAAAUCCUAACAGAGCCAUUGAUCCCCGCAGGAUCGCUCCGGGCCGACCGUUCGCAGUACAAGAGAAAAUUCAACAGACGGCAAUCACCAAGCUCGAGAAGAGAAUGGGUGUCGAUAGAGAAGACAUUAGCGACGCGUUGAAGAAACCGGAACCAAGUGCGAUCAAAGACGCAUUUUUUAUCGUGGUGGAAAACGAAAUGAUGCAGACGAAUUCCCCUACAGAUGCCAGCGAAUCGCCAACCACUCCACCUGUCUCCCCAGAAUCCUCAGCUUCUCCUGCUGCUGGGAGCGGGUCCACCCGUAACGCCAAAAAUGUGAACACCGCGCCUCAAUCGUCCCAUCGAGGGCAAGUCCCAACACCGUCCACCCCACUAUCUGCGCCAUCGCUAGCACCAGCGUUCACGAUUCCAGAGGUCGAAGAGGAGCGCGUCAGCCACGUACGCAUUCUACCUACGAGUUUGCCAUACGUUCAUAAUCAAAUAAUGGACCAACGGGAGAGGGAGAGACAUGCUCCCUCCCAAGACCAGUCAAUGGAGGAAUCGCGUGGGCGAUCGCAAUACCAGGACAUUACUGAAGCCGAGACAGACAGCCACAAGGAGAGAUCUCCGGAAGAGCAAGCUGCGACUGCAAGGUCACUCAAGCCCCAUUCACGCAGUCUUGUCGAUUUGAAGAAGCUUAGCUUGGAACCGCCGGAAGGUCUCGAGAAAAUGUCUUCGCCACCAAAGAGAUCGCGCAAGUGGCAGUUUGGCAUACGGUCACGCAAUCAGCCAUAUGAAGCUAUGCUGUGCUUGUAUAAAGCUAUUCGAGCCCAAGGUGGCGUUUGGGAAAUCCAACCCGCCGAAUCUGACAACGACCCAGCGGCAACCCCUCAAAUGUCAUCAGAAUUACCAAAACCUUUACAACACAAAUACCCCAACCUUCCAUCAGACUACUACAUACCCAAAGACCUCUGGUUCAUCAGAGCCCGGCUGCUUAAAAAAGAUGUCCUCGCGCCCGGCCCAUCAAGCAGUAGCCAUUCCAGCCGCAGUGAUCUAGAGGAAUACCGCCGACGAAUUAGCUUAAUAACAGACCCAGAAGAGAAAGCAGCUGCCACUGCUGCCCUGAGCAGGAGUAAUUCGGUAGAUAAUCCACACCUUACAAGUGCUGCUCCCACAACUUCCAGUGGCACAGGUAGUGGCAACGGCAGCGGCACAGGUCUAACAAGCUCUACGCUAGCCCUGGGAUCUUCUUCUUCGCUACUUCAGCACCCUGGUGCCAUCGUACACGGCGUCUGGGUGUUCAUCGACAUUCAACUAUACCAACUGGAAGAAAACAAUUUCAUGGUCGAUUUCAAAUGCGAUGGUUACCAGAACGUGAUCCGCGUUGAGAACGAGGGUGGAAGUGGCAGUAGUGGUGACCCUGCUGCUGCCGCUGAGUGGCGGCCGGUCAGCAAGCGGAUCCGAAACAAGGAGAAAGAAGCCACUAGCCCCUUUCCUUUCUUGGACGUUGCGUCGGAUUUGGUUGCACAAUUGGCCGUUGCGAAUUAG